AUGUCCCUGCCACGAGGCGUCGGCCUCGGGGUCGACGUGGGCCAGCUGAUGCAGCACCAGCAACAGCAACAGCAGCACCACGUGCUGCCGGCGGCCUUCUUCUUGCGCGCCAGCGCCGAGCGCUAUCAGAGGACGCCGAAGUGCGCGAGGUGCAGAAACCAUGGCGUCGUCUCGGCCCUGAAGGGACACAAACGAUAUUGUCGGUGGAGAGAUUGCGUCUGUGCCAAGUGCACCCUCAUCGCGGAGAGACAACGCGUCAUGGCUGCCCAGGUCGCCUUGAGGAGGCAGCAAGCUCAGGAAGAGAGCGAGGCCCGAGAGCUGGGCCUGCAGCUGCAGUACAACAACGGCAGCUGCGCGACCGCUCCGGUACUGCCGUCCGCCGCAGCGGCGGGCACGCCGACCGGUAGCCCGCCGCCGCAUGCGGCGAAUCCAACGCAUCCGGCCCACGGGGCCCAUCCGACGCAUCCGGCCCACGUCGCCGGACCCGGCGGACUGACGAUCCCGGCCGCGGCCGCGGCCGCAGCCGCAGCCGCAGCCGCUGCGGCCCAGAUCCAGACGCAACUGCACCAGCAGCCCGACUGCGGCCUGCUGCAGCGGAUGCGCGUCCCUCAGGACGACUAUCGGCAGCCGAAGAUCGAGAAGUCCGAGCAAGGUCACAAUUCCGCGUCCGGAAACGCAGGCACGAAGCGAGCCAGGAUCUCGGUGGAGAGCGGCAACGAGGACGAGCGGGACUCGGACUCCGACCUGGGGGCGGGUAAGGCGCGGCACGCGUUCUCGCUUGGUUCCCGGUCCCGAUCCCGGUCCCGAUCCCGGUCCCGAUCCCGGUCCCGCUCGCGGUCCUACUCCAGGUCGCGCUCCCCGUCGCGGUCUCGCUCGCGGUCGGACUCACGGGCGCGCGUGGUUGCUCCUCCAGGCCCCGGCGGGGACCGAGCGGACCGCCCCGGUCGGAACGACUCGGAGGAGGGCAGCGCCGAGCCCGGCUCGCCCAGUCCGACGCACACGCCGCCGCUCACGCCCGCCCUGACGCCGCAGCGCGCCGACACCCCCGCCCCGGAGAACCUCAGCAUCCGGAAGGCCGGCACCCCGCCGCAGGCCCAGACGGCCCUGCAGGCCGUCGACCUGGUACAGCCCAGGCAUAGCCCGCCGGCGCCCUCUCUGGCCGCCGCUGCGGCCCAUUUUUCCCCCUACGCGCCCCUUUACGGGCCUGCCGCGAGUUCGCUCUACUGCUCGCCUAGCCUCUAUCAGCACCACCACCAUCUGCCCGAGCCCAGGGAGAUCCAGAUGCAGAUGCAGAUGCAGAUGCAGAACAUUCAGCAGCCCUGCGGCCUGCAGGUCCAGCAGCAGCAGCAGCAGCAGCAGCGUUCCCCGGUCGACGUCUUGCUCAGGGUCUUCCCGGGUCGGCGCAGGGCGGACGUCGAAGCUCUCCUGCACAGGUGCAAGGGUGACGUCGUCUCGGCGAUGGAAGUCCUGGUCUGCGAGGACAGCUUGCAGCCGAAAUCCGCGUUCUCUCCGCUGGCCGGCGCCCUGGCGACGGCGGCGGCCGCGUCUGCGGCUUCCGCAUCCGUUUCCGCCACGGCCGCGUACGCCUCCAGAGCCGGGUAUUGCGGACCUAGUCCCCCGACCAGACACAGGUUCCUGGCUGCCCCCUACACCGGGACAGGAUACCUGCCCACCGUCAUCAGGCCCCCCAAUCAGGCCCUCCAUCCCAACGGCACCGACGCAUACCGGGAGACCAGUCCCGACGACGCCAGCGACAAAACCAGCUACUCCGAGUGA
Molecule: messenger RNA, 1776 nt
Organism: Orussus abietinus
Lineage: Eukaryota; Metazoa; Arthropoda; Insecta; Hymenoptera; Orussidae
Gene: dmrt99B
Product: doublesex- and mab-3-related transcription factor A2
Exons: 5
Coding region: 1-1776 (591 amino acids)
Biological process (GO): sex differentiation; regulation of transcription by RNA polymerase II
Cellular component (GO): nucleus
Molecular function (GO): protein binding; DNA-binding transcription factor activity, RNA polymerase II-specific; RNA polymerase II cis-regulatory region sequence-specific DNA binding
Source: RefSeq, a predicted model, not a curated record